Mytilus californianus (California mussel) is the source of this 1695-nucleotide messenger RNA. RefSeq lists its product as uncharacterized. The record is from RefSeq and is a predicted model, not a curated record. The transcript is spliced from 5 exons. NCBI's taxonomy places the organism in Eukaryota, Metazoa, Mollusca, Bivalvia, Mytilida, Mytilidae. Bases 187 to 1335 code for a protein of 382 amino acids.
GUGUUGACUUUACGGGUGAAAAAUUGGAGUAUUUUAAACAAAACAUUUUAAUUCAUUUUAAAGUAUGCACUACGAAAUCUCGUUGCUAUAGAAAACAAAAUUAAUGCGAUUAACGUAUGGAUAUGUAUAUAUAUAUAAACAGUUAUGAGGGUGAAUUGUAAUAUCGAAAGCGCAUAAAGACAAGAUAUGGCUGUAACUGAAAAGGAAAGACAGAAAUCACUAGCGGAUCUUGGUUGCUAUGGUUUUUUGUUUGCGAUUUGCUUCAUUGCAUUUACUAUUUGCGGGAUAAUUCUGGCCAUCUUCUUGUCUAAAGAUCCAGAUUGGGAUAUAAGUGCCUGGUACCAAAUUUUUUAUGGCACUUUUACACUAGCUCUGUGUUCAUUAGCGCUUGCAGUUAUAACGUUUUGUUGUAUCAAUAAACACGAGAAAAAAGGUCGACGUGAUGAAGUUAGUAAAUGGGUGAAUCAUUUGGUGAUUGUGUUGUGGAUCUCGUUUGUAGCAAUAUUUCCGUCAUGCGCGUUUCUCGGAGGAUUUAUUUCAGAAUCGAACGUGUUCAGUUGUAUUAGAAAUGUGACAAUUCCGGAGGGUGAAGUUCGACUCAGUCUUUGUUCAAGCAUUUAUAAAUCUUCAACCAUAGCUUGUACAGUUUUCUUCGUAGUAUUUUUCUAUUCGAUUGCACAAAGUUGUGCCCACAGGAAGGAAAAACUCCUUCAAACGACAAUAGAACGUUCCAAUAAAUCAAGACCUCCCAAAAUAACACUUGAUAAAUCCAGAAAUCAACUUGCACCAAUACCAAGACCGCCAAAACUGACAAAACGAUACAGUGCAGAUGCUAUACUUUUACGACGAAAUCCUGAUGAACGAACGACAAAACAUAGAAACACUGGUAAAAUGGCAAAAUUAAAAGCACUGCCUACACAGCUGAAAUUCAUCAAUCUUGCAAAGAUAAGGAAGAAUCAAAUAUCCGAUCAUCAGGAAACAAUAUCUACAAUUCAAAGUUCUAAAUCGUCUACCGUUGACGGUAGACCGGUUCGGACGAACACUUGGUCUUUUUUAAGGAAAAAUUACAAACAAGCACGUGACCUUAAUCAGCCGUAUACCUUUGAAGACACCGACGAUAAUUAUGACUUAGAGAAUUUGUAUAGCACGUAUGGCGAUGUACAUAAUACAGGGCCGCCAUUGGCACUAAUGUCAGCGGAACAUGUACAAUCACAAGCAAACGGAAACCUGUAUAAUAGUUCAAGGCAACCACCUUUAUAUCGAUUCAAAUCUGUAACCGAGAUACCAGACGGAACUCCACCUUCUUACGAAGAGGCUUGCUACCCACGUUAUUGAUAAAUGCAUGGAAUUUCAGAGUCGUCACCUUGCAGAUUAACCAAUUAAAUAGACUUAAACAGUUAUGCAUACAAACAUCAACUAAUUCCAUGGCAAAAACUAGACAGAAAGUCAAUUCCUACAAUUACUACCAUGAACAUGCGCAGUAAACAUCACGGUGACUGGAGAAUGUCAAAUAGCUUAAACAAAAUACCUAUUAACAAUAGUAAAUAUUCAAUAAUAUUCGAGUCAGUAUUAUUAUCAGCUUAUGAAUGUCAUUUUUGUUGCAUUUUACAACAACAAAAAUAUGUUUUCCAAUAUAAAUACCUCAUGAAGAUGUGAUAUUUUUUUUUAUAAUUCUGAAUUAAAGUUUUAAUUGUU